Molecule: messenger RNA, 804 nt
Organism: Lycium barbarum (goji berry)
Lineage: Eukaryota; Viridiplantae; Streptophyta; Magnoliopsida; Solanales; Solanaceae
Exons: 2
Coding region: 1-804 (267 amino acids)
Source: RefSeq, a predicted model, not a curated record
AUGGGUGGAUCUUAUGGUUUUUCUGAUAAGUGGGUGAAUCUUGUAUGGAGAUCUUUCUCCAAUAUUUGGUACUCUAUUCUUAUAAAUGGUUCAAGAAAAGGUUUCUUCCACUCCUCCAGAGGCUUGAGACAAGGAGACCCUCUGUCUCCUGCUCUUUUCAUUUUGGGAGCUGAAGUUUUGUUCAGAAUGCUAAAUACACUCCAUAAUGACAACCUUUAUACUAGUUUCUCUAUGAACAGGUUUGGUCCUCAGAUAUCCCACCUAGCAUAUGCUGAUGAUGUUAUAAUCUUCACAUCAGGGGACUUAUACUCACUGAACUUGGUCAAAAUCAUUCUAAACAAUUAUGCUAAGUGUUCUGGCCAACUCAUAAAUGAAGAGAAAAGCUGCUUUAUGGUGAAUCCCAAUACCUGUUCUGAUGAGGUUGCUAGAAUCAAAGAAAUUACUGGGUACAAGUAUAAAGAAUUUCCUUUUACCUACCUUGGGUGCCCAAUUUAUGUUGGUAGAAAACUCAUUUCUACUUUCAAUGCUGCUAUUACUAAAGUUGUCAGAAAAACCUCAGGAUGGCAAGGAAAAUUGUUAUCGAUUGGUGGUUGUACUGAUGAGAAGAAGAAGCUUCACUGGAGCUCAUGGGCUAAAAUGUGUUAUCCUACUGAAGAGGGUGGCCUAGGUUUCAGAAGACUGAAGGACAUCAGUGAUGCUUUGGAAAUGAAGAGGUGGUGGAGAUUCAGAACUGAGAAAUCUCUAUGGGCAGAAUUCAUUAAAGUCAAGUAUUGCAGACUUUCUCACCAUGUGGACAGAAAGUAG